AUGACAGAUGAGUCAAACCGGGACUUCGAACGCCUGCUCGAAUUCUGUUCCAAAAAGGCAAUCGUUAUACACCCUUCGAUAAAGCCACGGAAGGUCUAUGGCGCUGGUCUUGGAGUAUAUACAAUCGAUCGCGUCAGGGCUGGGGCUCACCUUGUCCAGGUGCCUACCAAACAUGUAUUUACACCUGACAGUAUCCCUGAAUCAUUCAUCCCAAACUCUUUGAGAAAAGACUUAGCCGUUCAUGCUCAACUCGCUGCUUUCUUUGCCUUUGCCAGCAAGGACGAUCUUGAACAAUAUCGACCUUGGUUGGACACGUGGCCAGCAUUGCACGAUUUUAUUGAUACCAUGCCUAUAUUCUACGGGGAAUGGGCUGAGUACAUCUUACUGCAGCUAGGGAGAACGAAAGACGAAAUUCAUCCAAGACAGAACGCUAAGAAGAGGACAUCGAAGCGAAGAAAGAUUACUUUGUCUGGAACCUUCACGAUACCGCCCGCACACCCCACUGGCUCCGGCUUGCUCGCCAAAAUGACUGACAAACUGGUUCAGCACAUAAAGAGCGUCAAUAAGAUAAUGUCUCACCUCAAUCUAAUUCAAGACGACCUGAAACUCACAAACUUCCUUCACGCGUGGUGUCUGGUGAACACUCGCUGUUUCUACUACUUCUCACCUGCUACCUCUACACUUUCGAAGAAGAGCAAGCUCAAAUCAAAACCACCGUCAGACCCGAAUGAGGCAAUGGCUCUAUGCCCUUUCAUGGAUCUUUUCAAUCAUCGGGCUCCACCUCCCUCGAUCGAUGUAUUUGGCUCUCACACAGAAACUAGUACGAGCCAGGCACUUCCUUGCAAGGUCAAAUCAACAGCUGCGGGCUUCACAGUCACUACUACUUCCUCUACUCUCGCAGACACCGAAGUCCUUCUAUCCUACGGUGCCCACACCAACGACACAUUAUGGUCCGAGUACGGCUUUCUCCUACCUAGUGCCACGAAUACAUCCGAUUCAAUCUGUCUGGACGAAAUUGUUCUUGAAAGCAUGACAAGCUUAGAUAGGACAACGCUGGAAGAGCAUGGCUACCUCAAGAACUACAUCUUACAUAACGACGGCUCUAUCUGCUACAGAACCGAAAUGGCGUCAUGGCUACUGGUACUAGGCCGUCAGAAGUGGGCAAAAGUCGUGGCAGAAGGACUAGAUCCGGAAGACAGCUGUACUACACCCAACGGUAAAGAGAGGCAUGAAGAGUAUCUGCACAAAUGGUUGAAUAAGGUGACUCAUGCUGCGGAGCAGAACAUCAAGGUGUUGAACCAGCUAGCUGAGGAGAAGUUGUUGCAGAGCUUCAAAACGAUGAGCAUCGUGGCAAGCUCGUAUCCCGAAUCAGACGAGGAUAGCCUGAGACUAGCUAGGCAACGACGAGACAUGUGUCUAUUGAGAUGGGAACAGAUCAAAUCCAUGGCAAGUCGAGGUAUCAAUAAAUUCAAGGAAGAGAACAAUCAAAUACGUAUAUAA
Messenger RNA from Lithohypha guttulata, 1500 nucleotides. RefSeq lists its product as uncharacterized. NCBI's taxonomy places the organism in Eukaryota, Fungi, Ascomycota, Eurotiomycetes, Chaetothyriales, Trichomeriaceae. Gene Ontology annotation, biological process: peptidyl-lysine monomethylation. Bases 1 to 1500 code for a protein of 499 amino acids. The record is from RefSeq and is a predicted model, not a curated record. Gene Ontology annotation, molecular function: protein-lysine N-methyltransferase activity. The transcript has 2 exons.